Ailuropoda melanoleuca (giant panda) is the source of this 837-nucleotide messenger RNA. RefSeq names its product malignant T-cell-amplified sequence 1. Gene Ontology annotation, biological process: formation of translation preinitiation complex. Bases 146 to 691 code for a protein of 181 amino acids. The transcript has a single exon. NCBI's taxonomy places the organism in Eukaryota, Metazoa, Chordata, Mammalia, Carnivora, Ursidae. Gene Ontology annotation, molecular function: RNA binding. The record is from RefSeq and is a predicted model, not a curated record.
AAGCGCGCUCCCUUCCGGUUAACGACAGCCGCCGCGACCGCCGUGCCGGCCAUCCUCCGGUAAGCGCCUCAGCCGGACCCUCGGCGUUUCCACCAAUCUUUCCAGCUCGGGCUCUUCGCUGGGGGCGCCCCCUUCGCCUUGGAUCAUGUUCAAGAAAUUUGAUGAAAAAGAAAAUGUAUCCAACUGCAUCCAGUUGAAAACCUCAGUUAUUAAGGGUAUUAAGAACCAAUUGAUAGAGCAGUUUCCGGGUAUCGAGCCGUGGCUCAAUCAAAUCUUGCCCAAGAAAGAUCCGGUCAAAAUCGUGCGCUGCCACGAACACAUAGAGAUCCUUACGGUCAACGGAGAGUUACUGUUCUUUAGACAGAGGGAGGGGCCCUUCUACCCCACCCUGAGGCUCCUUCACAAAUACCCCUUCAUCCUGCCGCACCAGCAGGUGGACAAGGGAGCCAUCAAGUUUGUGCUCAGCGGAGCCAACAUCAUGUGUCCCGGCCUGACGUCCCCGGGGGCGCAGCUGUACCCCGCCGCGGUGGACACGGUCGUGGCCAUCAUGGCCGAGGGCAAGCAGCACGCGCUGUGCGUCGGCGUCAUGAGGAUGUCCGCCGAAGACAUCGAGAAGGUCAACAAGGGAAUCGGCAUCGAGAACAUCCACUAUUUGAACGAUGGGCUGUGGCACAUGAAGACGUACAAGUGAGCGUCCGGAGGGCGCCCCGGGACUGGAGCCGUGGACGUGGUGCUGUGUCUGUGUUUGUGUCUGUGUGACGGCAUGAAGAGCAUUCCUCCGCGCUGACGAUAGAUGCUCAAAGAAGCAAAAAACCAAGUAAAGAUUUGGAAGGAGCA